AAGUUUACCGACGUCACGGCCCGAGUGAUUUCAUGUAGAAGGGCGCCGCCUUGUGUUCUCUUGCUUCACUUAGCGAUAAGUGACACUAGGAGGGGAAGCAGUACAAACUGUAAGCUGCUGGCGGAUCCAUCUUGCUCGUACAAGAGGCGAGGUUGGAGGCUUUUAUCAGUUUAGUAUCUAAAAUACUGUAUCGUUCCCCGUUAACCGCGCUGGGGAGGCCAAGGCGGGCCUGUGCCGCUGUUUGUAGGAUGUCCCGACAUGAGGGUGUGAGCUGUGAUGCAUGUUUAAAAGGGAACUUUAGAGGAAGACGGUUUAAGUGUUUAAUUUGCUACGACUACGACCUGUGCGCAUCGUGCUACGAGAGUGGAGCCACAACAACAAGACACACCACAGAGCACCCCAUGCAGUGUAUAUUAACCAGGGUAGACUAUGACUUGUAUUAUGGAGGAGACACUUUUUCAGUAGAGCAACCGCAGUCAUUCACAUGUCCUUAUUGUGGCAAGAUGGGCUACACAGAGACAUCCCUGCAGGAGCAUGUCACCUCAGAACAUGCAGAGACUUCCACAGAGGUGAUCUGUCCAAUAUGUGCUGCCUUGCCAGGAGGGGACCCCAACCACGUCACAGAUGAUUUUACAGCUCACCUCACACUUGAACACAGAGCCCCAAGAGAUUUAGAUGAGUCCAGCAGUGUUCGACAUGUACGCAGGAUGUUCCACCCUGGACGAGGACUGGGCGGUCCCAGAGCACGACGGACAAAUAUGCACUUUACUAGCGGCUCCACGGGUGGACUUUCGUCCUCCUCAUCACAGAGCUCCACCUACACCCCCAGUAACAGGGAAGCAAUGGACCCAAUCGCAGAGUUGCUGUCUCAGCUGUCAGGUGUUCGACGUGCGGCAGGGGGGCAAAUAAACUCAUCAGGGCCUUCAGCCUCUCAGCUCCAGCAGCUCCAGAUGCAACUGCAGUUGGAGCGGCAGCAGGCUCAGGCAGCACGACAACAAGUAGAGACGGGUCGCCACGCGACACGGCGCAGCAACAACCCGGGCAACACUGGCAACGCCAUCCCUCCACCCAGCACAGCAACCGCCAACCCUGCCACUGUGGGUGAAAACAAUCCCUCAUCCUCGUCCCACAGCUCCCAGUUCCUAUUAGCACGGUUGAAUGAACCUAAGAUGUCCGAAGCAGAGCGGCAGUUUCUAGAAGGAGAGCGCGCCGACCGCAGCCUGUUUGUACAGGAGCUGCUUUUAUCCACGCUGAUGCACGAAGAGAGCUCUUCUUCUGACGAGGAAGAACGUCGAGACUUCGCCGACUUUGGAGCCAUGGGCUGCGUGGAUAUCAUGCCUUUAGAUGUGGCGUUGGAGAACCUCCAGCUUAGAGAGCGCAGCUCUACGGGGAAGGAGCCUCCGCCGCCGCCUCUUUGAUGUCCGAGGAUCAAGCAGACUGUGUCCUCUCUGCUGCAACUGUCAGUGAUGGGCAGCAAACAGCAGCAGCAGUCCUCCCUGGCCUCAUCCUUCUUUCUCUCUUCUCUAUUUUCUGAGUUUGUUUUUGGUGAUUGUAAUUUCAGGCCUUUCACCAUUUUGUUACAUUGUAAACAAAAAUAAAUGAGAGCAAGUGGGAUAAAUGUGCGAGUGCGCAAUAGCAACUGAGUGAGCGAGCGAGAUGAGAGAAAUAUAUAAAUAUAUAUAAAAUAUAUAUGAAGUUGAUAAUCAAUCCACAUAACGUUUCUUUUCUUUAUCAGGUAAAUGUUACAGGCAGCCGUGGCAGACCUUUGCUUCCUGUGACAUGCAAAUGGCUCUCCAUAUAAAUAAUCCACAUUCAAAAGUCAAGAGGGCAAAGGCUCCUCUGAUGAAGCUGCUGUGUGUUAUGACUAUUAAUAAAUAAAAAGUGCUUGGAUGGGUUACCAUAACUACUGCAUGCAGUUAUUUGCAGCGUGCAUGACUUUUAAUGACAUUGUCAUUAAAACUUUAAAAAAGAUAUCCCAAAGCUUUCAACUGUUUUCAAAUGGCUAUUUCAAACAUGGUUAAGUAUUGGAAAUUGAGUAGUUCACAUAACCAAUAUGCAGAAAUUGAACUCUAACAAUAUAUUUUCUUUCUUUUUUUCUUUUUCUUUUUUUGAACAAGUCUAUAUGAUGAAGAGAAAACGAGUGGAUUAUGCAGUAGCUUCUGAAGAAAUGUGUCUCCGCAGCACCUCUCUGACGACUGUCUGAAUAUGUCGAUUGCUACAGAGCUACGACUUCAUGCAUCGGAUGAUAACUAAGAACAGAAACAAAGAGAGCUUUCCUCUGAAUUGUUUUCCUAGAUGUUUAGUGAGAAACUGUUUAGGCACAGUAUACUUCAUUAUUUAUAGUCAAGUGCAGGCGCCCAACUACAGUAUGUCCAUUGCUCCUUCACACUCGUUUCUGGCGUUCACUCUGCUCGUGUACAGGCCCAGUGUCAGACCACGUUCUUUAGAUGGCUUCUUUGAAUUUCUUUUCGGGUUAACAGGAGCUUGAGACUUUCCAAACUGCCAUUUUGUUUGUUUUUAAGAGAAGGCAAUCUUAUUUUAUCUGCUAAGGUUAGCACUUUCUAUUUAUUCAUGUUUUGUUUUUCUGAUUCUUUUGAGCCUUGAUAUGAAUCAUGCCACCUUCAUGCCUAUACUAUUACCCUCUGUGUAAAAUACAAUGAGAUGUAUAUUGAAUUUGUGCGUUAACUUUCAUAAUGGUUCUUAGACAUGGGCAGACAUUUUUUUUAACUGUAAAUUUAGAAUAAAAUAAAUAUAAACUGCG
Etheostoma cragini (Arkansas darter) is the source of this 2761-nucleotide messenger RNA. It is a transcript of the gene kcmf1, whose product is annotated as potassium channel modulatory factor 1. Gene Ontology annotation, cellular component: plasma membrane. The transcript has 7 exons. The record is from RefSeq and is a predicted model, not a curated record. NCBI's taxonomy places the organism in Eukaryota, Metazoa, Chordata, Actinopteri, Perciformes, Percidae. Gene Ontology annotation, molecular function: zinc ion binding. Gene Ontology annotation, biological process: synaptic signaling. Bases 249 to 1418 code for a protein of 389 amino acids.